GUGACUUCUCUCCCAAGCGUGCUUUUGUAGGUCGUUUAAAAAUGUAUUCAAACCCAAGUUAGGUCGUCCUUAUUCACACUUCACACACAACACAGAAGGAAGAAUAACGCACAGCAAAAACAUAUUUUUAAGACACAUUCCACACCUUAAACUCUUCAAACUCUCUCUCUCUCUUGAAGUUUCAAUCUUUUUUCAAGAGAGAAACACAUUUACAACAAAAUCUCACAUACCCACUUCAAAUUCUUCAAUUGGGUUAUCUUUAAUCUUCAUUUUCAUCAACCCCCGUUAACAUUUUUCAUCUAAAUUAAUUUUUUUUAAAUAUAAUUUUCUGCAAUGUCGACUGGCCCGACAAUAAACGCCACCUCAACGGUGCCAUUAAUUAUAACUCCGGGGGAUCUACCACCUGCAACAACUCUACCUUCCCAGACCCCACCAAGCUCUAAAGAAAGCCCUUCACCACUGCCAAGUAUUUCAACCGGAGCUAUCGUUGGUAUCGCCAUCGGGGCAGUGGUGAUUCUUAUGGUGUUGCUCCUUCUCUGCAUCUGCUGCUGCAAGAAGAAAAAGAGAAGGCGUGAUGAAGAACGUUGUGCCCGUGAGCAAUCAGACCGUGAGCGAUCACAACAUCAAAAUCGUCGACUAUCCCAAAGGACUAAAGCCAAACAAAAAAAAGUGCAGGGACCAAAGCUAAAAAAUGAUUCAAAGUCACCGUCUCCUGCUCCAAUUCAAUCAGGACAGCUGCCUGUCGUAGCAUCGCCAAAGUCGACUCAUGCUUCAAUUUCAUCACGACAGCCGCCUCAUGCAGCACUGCCAACGCUAACGGCGCCUCCUUUGGUAAGCAGCUCUGGCGGCUCCGGAUCAAAACCUUCAGGUCACAAACUGCCUCCUUCUCUUGGCACUGGAUUAAAAUCUGAGACGAACAAAGCUGAAAUGGCUACACCCUUUGAAGUCAAAACUAGACCUUUUGUAUUCAUAAAAGACAUCAACGUAAAAAAGGACUUUUGGAAAAUGGCUGUGAAGGUUAGGGACAAAUGGACAGUUGUUAAGGACGGAAGGGAGCACUCAGAAAUGGUCAUUGUGGAUGCAAAGGGUACUGACGUUCAAGUCAUCAUCCCAACGGAAUACAAGGCUGAAACCGACAAAAUGAUUGAAGAAAAUACAACUUAUACACUGAGCAACUUUCUGGUAUUGACCAAUGAUUUGUCCUUCAAAGCAUCAGAUAACAAGUACAAGUUGAUUUGGACUGGUGGAACAACUGCUGUAGACCCUAAUGUUCAUGAUAUCCCUGAUAAAGACUUGAAGUUCAAACCAUUUGCUGAAAUUGUUGAUAGGAAAUGGCGUUCUGAUCUAUUAUACCAUGUCAUAGGCUAUGUUCAUGAAAUUGGAUAUCGUCAAGGAGUGUCUAAGAAACGGCAAGUGAACUUGACCUUGAAAGACCUUAGUGACAUAUCUUUAAACUGCACUCUUUCGGAGGACUAUGCUGCAAAAUUCGACAAAUUUAACAAUGAUAACAAGGAAAGUGGCCCAGUUAUAUUGAUGUUGAAGUAUGGGAAGAUUAAGGAAGAAGGUAAAUACCUCAGUGUUACUAACACGUAUGGUGCUACGAAAAUGCUGAUCAAUGCUGAUAUAUCCCAUAUCAAAACGUUCAGGGAAAGCUUGCCCAAGAAUGAUCAGAUGAUGACCCAAAGCCAAGUUAUGUGUACACAAUCAUCAGCUGGGUCGCAAUUUAGUACGGAUGAUGACUUGCUAUCUAAUCCGUUAAUCAUGCCACUAUCUGAUAUUCUGCAGCUUGAACAGAUUUCUUAUGUUGUCACUGUUGCAAAAAUAGAGAAGGUGAAUUCAACUAAAUUCGGUUGGUACUACUUGGCUUGCGACAAGUGUGGUAAGAUUGCUAAGGGUGACAAACCUCCAUACACUUGUGAGAAAGGCCACAAUACUGAGAAAACAAUUGAGAGGUACAAACUUGAGAUGGAUGUUUUGUAUGGAGAUACAAAGGCUACAUUUGUUUUUUGGGAUCGUGAAUCCACACAGUUACUGGGGAUUUCUGCUGCCCAACUUCGAAUUAACAUGAUUCAGGCUGGUAUUACAAACCGACUAGAAUAUCCAAUGCUCAUGGAUAGCAUAGGUGGGAAGACUAUGGCUUUUAAGAUCAAAUGGCAGCCAAAAUGUAAAACAAUAUCUGUCGUUUGCUAUAGACAAGGAGAUGUUUUGGCUAAGUUGGUCAGUUCUAAAUUCCCCGAAGCUGUGAUCGACGACUUACAUGCUGAGUCAGCUGAUGAUGUUGAAAACACUCCUGACGGUCUUACCGUUACGGAAGAGGUCACGAUGUCUGUUGAUGUAUCUGCAACUGCUGAAUACAAUCCGGUCACAUUGAGCCAGCUCACCCCAAUGAGUGAUAAGUCUCAAGGAAAGACCAGCAAUGAUACGUCUGAUGAUAAAUUCACGUUGAAGAGGGUUAAGGUUAUCAAGACUGAAAAGAUCAUUCCUGCCAAGCAGUCUUCGUCGAAGAAGGUUAAGGUUAUCAAGACUGAAAAGAAGUGAAACAUGAUCUCUGUUACUACUUAUCUAGGGAUGAUCCCUGUUUUGUAAUAUUACUAAUAUUGCUUUAUCGCUUGGUACCAAACUUUCUGCCAAUGUGAUAAUAGACAAGUUAUUCAUCCAAUAUAGGAUGCUAUAUAUAUAUAUAUAUAUAUAU
This is a messenger RNA of Medicago truncatula (barrel medic), 2692 nucleotides long. RefSeq lists its product as uncharacterized. The transcript is spliced from 14 exons. Lineage: Eukaryota; Viridiplantae; Streptophyta; Magnoliopsida; Fabales; Fabaceae. Bases 334 to 2538 code for a protein of 734 amino acids. The record is from RefSeq and is a predicted model, not a curated record.